AUGAAAUGGUGGGACGAUCUGUGGCUUAACGAAGGUUUUGCCUCCAUGAUUGGUCUCAAAGCGACCGACAUAAUCAGCAAUUCACCGCUAAGUCGAGACGAGUUAUCCGUGGAUAUUGCUCGAGCGAUGCGCAAUGACCAGAUGCCUAACAGCGUGCCGGUCUCCAGACGAGAUGAAGGAUUCGAUCCAGAAACUGCGUUCACGUCAAACACGUACAAAAAGGCUAUGCUCAUUAUCCUGAUGGUUGAGCGCAUUGUCGGCGAAGAGACUUUCCGGGAUGGGCUGCGACUGUUUCUCAAUAAGUUUAUGUAUAAAAAUGUCGAUCACACGGAUUUACUCGCUGUGCUUGCAAGGUAA
Molecule: messenger RNA, 357 nt
Organism: Cooperia oncophora
Lineage: Eukaryota; Metazoa; Nematoda; Chromadorea; Rhabditida; Trichostrongylidae
Source: the annotation of a GenBank genome assembly